This is a messenger RNA of Condylostylus longicornis, 3282 nucleotides long. It is a transcript of the gene Syn2, whose product is annotated as gamma-1-syntrophin. Gene Ontology annotation, molecular function: protein binding; structural molecule activity. The record is from RefSeq and is a predicted model, not a curated record. The coding region runs from base 448 to 1986 and encodes 512 amino acids. Lineage: Eukaryota; Metazoa; Arthropoda; Insecta; Diptera; Dolichopodidae. Gene Ontology annotation, cellular component: intracellular anatomical structure; dystrophin-associated glycoprotein complex. The transcript has 12 exons.
UAUAAGUAUAGUAAAUAGUUAAUAAUUGUAAGGAUAUAUUAUAUAAUAUAUGUACAUGUGUGUGUUUCCAUAUUUAUUAAAAGUAUUGUUUUGUGCGUGUAAGUGUUAAAAUAAAUACCAGAAAAUUCUUUUCUUAUACCGCAUAUGAACAUUUGUUUUUUUUUUCUUAAUUUUUUUUUUUUUUUUGGAAAAAAUCAAUUCUUAAAAGAAAAACGAAUUUAAAUAAAUUUAUUUUUUUUUAAUUCAAAUAUAUAGAAUAAUAUAAGAACAUAGUAAAUAGUAAUUUAUAAUUAAUAAAUAUUAUGAAGAAAAACUGAUACAUACGGAUCAAUCUUUUUAUUCAAAAGCUGUGCUGUUCAGAUGGUGCGUUGCUUGAUCUUUUGUGUACAUGCAUUUUGGGACGAUUAGAACAUUUCUUUUAGUACAGAAUUAUAUUCGGAACAAAAUAUGAAGAUCAAUGCAAAAAUGGCUACUCCGAUUGAGGAAAAAGUGGACCAAAAUUUGAAGGUGCGAACCGGAAUGGUAACGGUCAGUGAUGGUAAAAGUAAACCGGAGCCGGUACGCUUACAUCUAACAAUGGAGCUACUAGUUUUACAAAAAUUAGAAAUCGUUACACCAACUAGUACGUCAACUGGACCGCCAACAGAAUCAAAGGAACGGAUGGUGCAAAUUACUCGACAGAAAGUUGGUGGAUUAGGUUUAAGUAUAAAGGGUGGUGCCGAACAUAAGCUGCCAAUAUUAAUUUCAAGAAUAUAUAAAGAUCAAGCUGCCGAUGUAACUGGCCAAUUAUUCGUUGGUGAUGCAAUUAUUAAAGUUAAUGGUGAAUACAUAACUGCAUGUCCCCAUGAUGAUGCUGUUAAUAUAUUACGCAAUGCUGGUGAUAUUGUCGUUCUUACCGUUAAACAUUAUAGAGCUGCUACUCCAUUUUUACAAAAACAAUUAUCAAAAGAAACCCCAGAUUCAGAUAAUGAUGCAACUUGUGCUGAAUUAAAAGCUGACGAAGGUUUUAAAUCUUCAGUCAAUAACGGAACCAGUGGUAGUGGCAGUCGUCCCAUCUCCAUUUGUUCUGAAGGUGAAAAGAAAUGGGUGGAUAUUAAAUCAGUACCACUAAUGAUGGCCUAUGUAACACGAUACAUAUAUGGUACGGAUAAGCUUAGACCAAAUGCAUUUGAAGUUCGUGGUUUAAAUGGUGUAUCAACGGGCAUUAUACAUUGUGAUGAUUUAGCAAUAUUAAGUCAAUGGCUCAAAUUAAUAACAGAUAAUGUAGUUGGAUUAACACAUUUACAAAUGAAAUUAUACAAUAGAAAUUUCGCAGUGGGUGAACGUAUCGAAUACAUGGGUUGGGUAAACGAAGGUGUAAUUAACAACAACAUAUCAUGGCAAAGCUAUAAACCUAGGUUUUUAAUUCUUAAAGGAACUGAAGUAAUGCUCUUUGAAUCACCACCGUUAAAUGUAGCUGGUUUAUCGAAGGCGUUAGUAACAUAUAAAGUUUAUCAAACAAUGUUCCGUGUUGUUAAGGAAUCUGAAACAGUUGAUUCAAGACAACACUGUUUUUUAUUGCAAAGUUCUGGACAUGAACCACGUUACUUGAGCGUUGAAACCAGGCAAGAAUUAUUAAGAAUUGAAAAUAGUUGGAAUGCUGCAAUUGUAACUAGUGUGAUAAAACUUGGUCGAAAAACAUUUGCUGUAUCGCAUCAUGGUAAAAGUGGUGGUCUUACAUUGGAUUGGCAAUCAGGUUUUUCAUUAGCAGAAGGUGCUGAUGCCAGUAUAGCAUGGCAAUAUAAAUUUUCACAAUUACGAGGUUCCAGUGAUGAUGGAAAAUCUAAAUUAAAAUUACAUUUUCAGGAUCACGAAACCCGAGCUAUAGAAACAAAGGAACUAGAAUGUCAAGUGCUGCAAAGUUUGCUAUUUUGUAUGCAUGCAUUUUUGACAGCUAAAGUUGCUUCUGUCGAUCCAGCAUUUUUGAGUUCUAUUCAACAGUCUUAAUUAUUCUUAUUAUAUAAAUUAUAAAUUAUAUUUAUUAUAUAUAUAUAUAUAUGUAGUAAUAUAUUUAAUAUAAAAAAAAAAACUGAUUACUAUAAUGACUAAAAAAAAUUAAAAAAUUGGUAAUGUAUUUAUGCUUUUUUUACAAAAAAAUUAAAAAAAAAAAAAAAACAAAAAAAAAUCAAAUUAAAACCAAAUAAUUAUGAUAUUAUUAAAACUGCAGAAAAAUGUCAACUAUGUAUGUAUAAUAUUUAUUAUUAAAUAUAGUAGGAUAAUUUAAAUUGAAAUUAAUUCACAAAAACAAAACAAAUUUAAAAAAUUUAAAUAAUAAACACAAAAAAAUAGGACGAAAAUAAGAGAAAUAUAAUAAAUUUGAAAAAAUUUGAAAGAAAAUUUCUAGAAUAUUUUAUAAUUCAAAACAAGAAAUACGUUUAAUUAUAAUCAAAACUUAUGAACUUAUUUGACAGUUCUUAGUCAGUCUAAGAUAUCUCAUAUGACAGUUACCUCGUUUACAUGACAGCUUGAGUACUUGACUUCAAAUCAUUUCGAAACUCAAACUUGGUUUUUACUAUGUCAAAUUGAAAGUCCUAAAAUGAAGUUUGGCUAUUAUAUUUCUAUUUCAUAUUAACAUGAAGCUGCCACAUAAACGGGGUAAGUAAUUCAAAAAUAUUUCAAAAGGGAUAACAUUUUUUUGUCUAUCAAAAUCAAUUUUAAUAAAAAACUUCGUUCUCCAUUUGCUUGGAUAAAUCAUCCAUAUAUCAAUUUCGAUUUUAGAUGUGGCUCUUAGCAUAUGAUUGGAAAAAUUUUAAUAAGCAGCUGAUCCACUAUAUCGCUUGUUUGCUGCAACAUUGACAUAACUCAAAAUUUGCACAUUUAAGAAAAACAAAAAAAAAAAAAAAUGCACAAUUUUUGCUACGAAUCCUUUUUACAUUUGGAAUUUUCAUUUCAAUAAAAUUACCAUCUGAUUUAAGAAAAGUGAUUUUCAAUUCGGAAUUACACUAAUUUCAAAUUAAGAAAAAUGAUUUGUCAUGAAAUAUUUUUAUUGAAUAGGAUUAGCGCAAUUGAUUCAACUAUCUUAACUUGUUAAACUAUUCAAGUCUCUAUAACUAUUUUAAACCUAGCCCAUUUAUUUCUUUCAAAUUAUUUUAACCUGCUAAAAUCAAUUAUGUAUAAGAGUAAAGAUUUUAUAAAUAGUGUAAAUGUACAUGUAAAGUAUUCUAAAAUAAUUCUUUCAAAUUACUAUAUUACAUAUGAUAUUAAAUUUUCUGUAUAAGUACAUAUAAAAAUAAUAAUAAUAAU